Molecule: messenger RNA, 1800 nt
Organism: Penicillium lagena
Lineage: Eukaryota; Fungi; Ascomycota; Eurotiomycetes; Eurotiales; Aspergillaceae
Exons: 8
Coding region: 1-1800 (599 amino acids)
Biological process (GO): regulation of transcription by RNA polymerase II; DNA-templated transcription
Cellular component (GO): chromatin
Molecular function (GO): RNA polymerase II cis-regulatory region sequence-specific DNA binding; DNA-binding transcription factor activity, RNA polymerase II-specific; zinc ion binding
Source: RefSeq, a predicted model, not a curated record
AUGGCUGUCUUAGCAGCAGAUGCUCCUGAGAAUAUGGCUGGCGCUGACGAUGGAGCUUUGCAUAUCCCCGUUGACCUGUUCCCGUUUCCAACUCCCAGCCUCGAUCUCACCCAAGAUUGGAGCUGGCUUCAUCAAAACUCCUUACCGGCCUUCCCAGGUAACUCUGACCAGGUGGGGCAUAUUGACGGGGAACAUGCGGUUCCGGGGCUGUCGAGUCUCAACGAUGACUGGAUAUACCCUGUCCCUUACCAAGACUUUUACGUUAGUCAACAGGUUCAUGAAUUUUUGACCACCAUGGGACCGGUCGUCGAAUCUGGUCGCGACUUCACUGCACAGCGGACCGGUCUUCUCUUGAAUAAUGCGUUUCAGUUUAUUAUGGAAUCUCUUCCCAUAUUCCAUCAACCGACAUUUAAUUUUGAGGUCAUUCAAAGAGAACUUUGUGUUUCGAUAUUCUGCGUCGGGCAAGUACGAGCUGAACUGCUUCAGCAUGUUAAUAAGAAAACCAUAUAUCUCGCGGAUAUGGAGAUUCUGCAGGCAAUGCUUCUUGUCGAGUUUUCUGGAAUGUACCUGGCGGAUCGGACAGCAAUGGAGCUUAGUGACAUAUUUCACGGAACACUGGUCACGCUCUCUCGGAGGCUCGGCAUCUUUGAGAUUUCUUACAACAACAGCCGCGCAGCCUCUUUGUCCACUGAAGGGAGUAAUCGCCAGGGUUUGGUUGAGUACGAGACUGUAAAAAGGGUUGCGUAUUCAGUGUUCGCCUUGGAUGUUGAGCACGCCUUAUUCUUUGGGCAUGAUCGGAGCAUACUCUCUUUCUACCCUAUGAAACUUGACCUUCCGUCUGACAAUGUCGGUUUGAGAACUCCGGGUCACAGCGAGCCUCUCAGGCAGCACGAGACGGUCCACCAGCCGAAAUUCCACCAUAUAUGUCAAGCUCUCCUCUGCACAGCGGAAGGCCAUACGUUACUUCCUCUAAACCUUAACCAAUUAUCUAACCUCCUCAUUCUUUUGGGCGUUGCUUCCAUUGUCCUAGAUCUUCUUCAACGCCGGCAAGAUCCAUUCUUUGACACAAAACAAGCGCUGUCUCAUCUGAGCUCAGUGCUUCCUGCAAUCAACAACCGGCUAAUAUCAGGACCGGAAGGCUCUACGAAAGUCCGUGGCAGAGCGCUCUACCACAUAACCGUUAUUGCUUUGUGCACACCAUUGGACGAUCUCGAGCGAGCUGCCAACGACGGCUUUUCACGUACAGGACGCACGCCGAAACAGCAUACUCGAGCGGCCAUCAUUCGACUCUUAACUAAGCACAAAGUCGGCCCCAAGCCAGCGCGUCACGCAUUACAGCUACUGAAACUGUUUUUGUUGCCCUUAGCAAAUUCAGACCUUCUAUCAGGCCAACAGUGCGAGAGAUAUUUUGGACCCUCUCAUUCUCAACCCAUGGCCGGCUAUUCACCAUACGAGCCGUCUGCCUUAUAUUUUGGAGCGCUGACACUGUGGGGCUAUAUCACUUGCCAAAUAAGCCUUGACGAUGACGGCGACGUUCGGCCACAGAGAAACUCUUAUCUCCCUGACGCGAACCUGAAUUCUCCACAGACAACGAGCUUGCGCUGUUCAGCCCGGGCACCGGUCGCGGAAAUACUGCAGGGUAUGGAGUCUGCCAUAGAUCGCGAUGAUAGCCAGGCAUGUCGAAGCUACUGGUGCAUCCUGGUGCAGCUUGUUACAGACACAUUAAGCAGAAGGUGGAGUAACAAUGCACAGGAGUACAGUCAUGUUUUGAGUUCCUUGAGCGAAAACCUCAGUCUAUAG